Molecule: messenger RNA, 993 nt
Organism: Chaetomium fimeti
Lineage: Eukaryota; Fungi; Ascomycota; Sordariomycetes; Sordariales; Chaetomiaceae
Product: KR domain-containing protein
Exons: 3
Coding region: 1-816 (271 amino acids)
Biological process (GO): secondary metabolite biosynthetic process; fatty acid biosynthetic process
Molecular function (GO): fatty acid synthase activity
Source: RefSeq, a predicted model, not a curated record
AUGGUCGUUAACAUCACCAAUCUCGCCAGCCUGCGCGCCGCCGUCACCGCGAUCGGGGCCGACAUGCCUCCCAUCGGCGGGGUGAUGAACGGGGCCAUGCUCCCGCGAGACCGGCUCUUCCAGAACAUGCCGUGGGUCGACUUCGCGGCCGUGCUGGCACCCAAAGUCGCCGAAUCUCGGAACCUGGACGCCGUCUUGUACGAGGACGAAAAGAAGGAGCCACUUGCCUUCUUCAUCUGCCUCUCGUCCAUCACGUCCAUCGCCGGGAACGUGGGGCAGUCGGCAUACGCGAGCUGGCCGCGUCGGUCCCUCCGGACGCGCUAUCACAACCAGGCGGAGCCGGAUCUGCACGCGAUGAUGGCCGAGGCCGUUGUCGGCGGCCGUGACAGUGACGGUGACAGUGACGGUGACAGCAGUCACAGCACGGCCAGUGGUAAGCUCAUCACGGGCCUGCGCACCGUGUUCGAGGGCGAGAAGCAGCGGCCACAAAACCCGCAUCUUGCGCUCUAUCUCCGGGACGACGGGGGCGAUGAUUUAGACACCAGAGGAGAGCGUGGUGCGGCGGCGAUGAGCGUGCAGGCACAGCUGACCGAGGUCGGCGCCGAUAACGACGCGGGCCAGCAAAGAGCCAUGUUGAAGAAGGCCUUCGCAAUCGCUCUGGGCAGGCUGCUCGAGAUAGACCCGGCUACGAUCGACCCGGUGGCCGACACAGUCGGGUACUCUCGGACCUCGUCCAAGGUCGUAAGGCGAGAGCCUCUGCAGGAUGGCGAGGUUGCCCUCGCCGAGGCGAAGCAAUGGACCGUGGGAGCAAUGUGAAUGGCUUCAAUUACGGCUUCCAAAAGCUCCAAUGUUACCUCUUGAAGUGGGAUCCACGAAUCCUGCCCACUGGUGUUGUUCUGAUCGGAGACCGGCUCGCGCGCCAAGACAGUCCAAGCGCUUCCAGGCUGCACCACACUGCCACAAACACAGCCACCCCCGCCGGUGAGAAAUAAG